UCUUCGCUGCACAAGUGUUUCUAUCUCUCUUUUUUUCUGUUUGCUCACCCUUAGCCAUCAUGAGUGUGCCGUGCUCUGACCAGGAGUUUAGGCCGGUGAAGGCGAAGGCUGCAAGUUUGCCCCCGGGUGUGACUGCGGAGCGGUGUUGGUGCGGCCGUCUUGCUAAGGUUAAGCAGGUGGAGGAUUUCUCCGACCAGUUCGGCAUGAAAUUUUUCAUGUGUGCGAGCUAUGAGCAUGAUCCACCCCGUAGUUCAGCUUCGUCGUCCACCAGGCCGCCGUCUCCCCCGCCCCUAUGCAAAUGGUUUCACUGGAUAGACACAGAGCAGCCGGAUUGGGCGCGUCAGGAGGUUGAGGAGAAACACCGGCGUGCGUGGGCAACGUUCUUUGAGGAGGAGCGUUGGGAAAAGGUUCGUGCUAAUGAAAAAGCAGAGCGAGAGAGGCAGAUACAGAAACUUAGGGCGGAACAAGCUCGUAAUCGCGAGGUGAAUCAGAAGAGGAUGGAUGAUGAGGCUGCACGUAGGUUUGCAGAGGAAGAGGUGCGCAGGGAGGCUCGUGGAAGGUAA
This is a messenger RNA of Lolium perenne, 563 nucleotides long. RefSeq lists its product as uncharacterized. The record is from RefSeq and is a predicted model, not a curated record. Gene Ontology annotation, molecular function: zinc ion binding. NCBI's taxonomy places the organism in Eukaryota, Viridiplantae, Streptophyta, Magnoliopsida, Poales, Poaceae.